Messenger RNA from Vicia villosa (hairy vetch), 330 nucleotides. Its product is annotated as lipid transfer protein EARLI 1-like. NCBI's taxonomy places the organism in Eukaryota, Viridiplantae, Streptophyta, Magnoliopsida, Fabales, Fabaceae. The coding region runs from base 1 to 330 and encodes 109 amino acids. The record is from RefSeq and is a predicted model, not a curated record. The transcript has a single exon.
AUGGGUUCAAAGAGUGUUGCAUCCAUUAUCAUUGCCACUCUCUUCUUUGCCACUCUUUGCUCUGCUCAUGUGCCAAUUGCUUCACAAUCGAAGCAUUGUCCUGAUUUAAGUGUUUGUGUGAAUGUGGUGAAAGAUUUGCUGUCUAUUAUAAUUGGUGCUCCACAAGCCAAGCCAUGUUGCUCCCUCAUUGCUGGUCUUAUCGAUGUUGAGGCACAUUUGUGCAUUUGUGCAGCAGUCAAAGCUGAUAUUUUGGGGAUAAAUAUUAAUAUUCCCAUAGAAAUUUUACUUAAUUUAUGUGGUCGUAAGGUCCCUAAAGGCCAUGCAUGUUAA